This is a messenger RNA of Laccaria bicolor S238N-H82, 509 nucleotides long. RefSeq lists its product as uncharacterized. The record is from RefSeq and is a predicted model, not a curated record. The transcript has a single exon. The coding region runs from base 1 to 291 and encodes 96 amino acids. Lineage: Eukaryota; Fungi; Basidiomycota; Agaricomycetes; Agaricales; Hydnangiaceae.
AUGCCCAUAUUGGGCGCUUUAAGGUACUUUAAGGCAAGGCUGUGUUGUUUGGCAACGCCGCCUCACGCCGGCAUUGUCAAAUCUUGGCCGGUUGUCAGCAUGCACAAUGUACGCGAACUCACCAACGUCCGUCGCGCGCACGAGCGUUUACGUUUCUCCCUCAUCUGCUUCACGCGACGUGCAAGCGCAAACCUCGGGGCUGAGGCGUGUAAAUCAGCUUGUACAAAACCUCUCAGCGGAAUCGAUCGCGCAAGGUCCCAACAAUGGCGCCGCUCCCCUCACCAGUUCUAACAUCGUGAAGCGGACAAAAAGGUUGUCUUCGCGAAAAGUAGUCCAAUGACCUGAUCUUUCUGAAGAAGGUGAAAACAAGUGCGAGAGCAGGCUUGAUAAUUGGGUAUCCUCAGAAGGGGACCUAUGUAGAUCUCUGUUAUGCUCGAGGGGAUGAGAGAAUUUAUGACCUUGACCAGCUGAUUCCUGUUUUACUUAGCCAGAACUUGCAUCCACUUAAU